AUGAGGGUCGUCGAGCUUGUUCUCGACGGGUACAAGUCUUGGGACGACUCAUUCAACGCCAUCACUGGCCUCAAUGGCUCCGGAAAAUCUAACAUUCUCGAUGCGAUAUGUUUUGUGCUUGGCAUCCAGAACAUGGGUGUAGUACGGGCUCAGAACUUGCAAGAUCUCAUCUACAAGCGCGGCCAGGCUGGUGUCACCAAAGCAAGUGUCACAAUAGUUUUCGACAACAGCGACAAGAGCAAGAGUCCAAUCGGCUUCGAAGAAUACCAGCAAAUAAGCGUCACGAGACAGAUAGUUAUGGGAGGUACAAGCAAGUACCUGAUCAAUGGACAUCGAGCGCAGCAAGCCACAGUGCAAAACCUGUUUCAAAGUGUUGGUUUGAACAUCAACAAUCCCAACUUUAUCAUCAUGCAAGGCCGCGUUACUAAGGUCUUGAACAUGAAGCCCGCCGAGAUCUUGGCCAUGAUUGAGGAAGCUGCUGGGACACGAAUGUUCGAGGAUCGGAAAGAGAAGGCGCACAAGACCAUGACUAAAAAAGAGACCAAAGUACAAGAAAUUGAAUCCUUACUCCGCGAGGAGAUCGAGCCAAAACUAGAAAAGUUGAGAGGAGAGAAGAGGGCAUGGUUAGAUUACCAGAAAACCCAGGGCGAUGUCGAAAGGUUGACCAGGAUCGUUGUUGCUGCCGAUUACGUUCGAGCUGGCGAAAGAAUGAAGUCCACCAACACUGAGCACGAAACGAAGCGAGCUAGAGUCGACCAUCUACACAAUAACGAGAAGAAGUUGAAGAGGGAGAUUGACCACAUAGACAACGACCUUCAACGUGUUAGAGGAACAAGGGACAAGGAAAUACGCAAGGGUGGUCGUUUCCAGGCUCUAGAGGAGAAGGUCAAGCAGUACAGCCAUGAGCUCGUGAGGCUGUCUACACUUCUAGAUCUUAGAAAAAGUAGUGUGCUCGAAGAGGAGCAAAGAAAGAAGGACGUGCUGAAAACUGUAAAGGGUUUGCAGAAAACUGCCGCGGAUCGACAAGAUCAAUACGACAGAUUGCAAGAGAAGUUUACUGUCGCCAAAGCAGACCUAGAUGCUCAAAAUGCCGAAGUCGAGAAGAAGGAGGAGCUGUUGUCGACGCUACAGACUGGUGUCGCAUCUAAGGAAGGCCAAGAGAGUGGUUAUCAAGGACAACUAUCUGAGGCGAGAAGUAGAGCCAAUAAUACUUCUACUGAAAUCGAACAAUCAAAAAUGAAAAUUGCUCAUCUCGAGAAGCGAAUCAAGGAAGAAGAGCCACGUGCUGAGAAAGCGAAGAAAGAAAAUUCUGGCCUUCUCAAUGGUCUUGAAUCAUUGAAGAAAGGGGCUCGACAACUCGAACAAGAAUUAACUCGGCUAGGCUUCGAGCCUGGUAAAGAAGAGGCCAUGCGUGAGAGGGAAGCUGCUCUACGAACGAGUGUCCGACGACUUCGAGAGCAAGCUGAUUCACUGAGGAAGAAGGUAUCGAACGUCGACUUCAAUUAUCAAGAUCCCUCGCCAAAUUUCGACCGCUCAAAGGUAAAAGGUUUGGUGGCACAGCUGUUUACUUUGAACAAGGACAAGAGUGUAGCUGGUACAGCUCUAGAGAUAUGUGCUGGUGGCAGGUUAUAUAACGUGGUUGUCGACACUGCCCAAACCGGCACACAAUUGUUGCAAAAUGGCAAGCUGAAGAAAAGGGUCACCAUCAUUCCCCUAAACAAGAUUUCGUCCUCUCGAGCAUCAGCAGAAAAAAUCGGCGCAGCACAGAAAGUAGCACCUGGCAAGGUUGAUCUAGCGCUAUCGCUUAUUGGCUAUGAUCAUGAGGUCUCAGCGGCUAUGGACUAUGUUUUCGGCACAACUCUGAUCUGUCAUAAUGCUGAAACUGCUAAGAAAGUUACCUUCGAUGCUGCUGUACGGCUGAAGAGUGUUACCUUGGAAGGUGAUGUCUACGAUCCUUCAGGUACACUCUCUGGUGGCAGCUCACCAAACUCCAGUGGCAUGUUGGUUGUCUUACAACAAUUGAACGAGAUAACACAGAAUCUAAAGUUGCAGGAGCAGGAAUUAUCGGAGUUGCAAGCUGCUAUGGAAGCUGAGGCAGAGAGGAUGAAGUCGAUCAAGACUCGAAAGCAGGAGCUUGAUCUCAAGUUGCACGAGAUCAAGCUUACAGAAGACCAGAUUAAUGGCAACGCAGCCUCGUCGAUUAUCCUUGCCAUUGAAGACAUGAGGCGACAGAUCAUUGAGCUCAAAGAAGUGCUAAAUACAGCCAAAGCCGCGCAGGCAGUCGCUGAAAAGGAUGUGAAGAGGAUCGAAAAGGAUAUGGCAGAUUUUAGCAACAACAAGGAUGGGAAAUUACAGGAACUGGAGACCUCCUUGUCACGUCUCAAGAAGACCCUGACCGAGACCUCAGCAUCUGUGAAGACUUUGCAAAAGGAGUUGCAGGACGCACGGCUUGAAUCUGAACAAGCUACGUUGGACAUUUCUGGCGCAGAAGAGCAACUCGGUGAGAUCGACUCUAAUAUCCAAGCAGCAAACGCGGAGCUGGAAAGUUCUCAGCAGGAGCAAGCUGAAGUGCAGGGACAACAUGACAUUGCUGCGGCCGAGUUGGCAGACGAACAGGCCAAACUCUCUUCUUUUGACGACGAAGUCAAAGAACUUGAACAGACCAAAUCGAAAAAAAGCAAGCAAAUAACCGAAGAGUCUCUCGAAGCACAAAAACUUGCUCAUGCUGUCGAGAAGCUGGCCAAAGAUGCUCAAGCCGCACAACAAACCGUGUCGCUGCUUGAGAAAGAUCACGACUGGAUUGCCGACAAUCGUGAUCAAUUUGGACGAGCCGGAACCCCAUACGACUUUACAUCUCGUAACCUCAACGAAGCUCGCAGCACCCUCAAGAACCUCUCUGAACAAUUCGCAGGCAUGAAGAAAAAGAUUAAUCCAAAGGUAAUGCCCAUGAUUGAUAGUGUCGAGAAGAAAGAGACUGCUCUCAAAAACAUGCUACGUACAGUCAUCAAGGACAAACGCAAGAUCGAAGAGACAAUCGUCUCCCUGGACGAGUACAAAAAGGAGGCAUUGCUGAAGACGUGGCGGAAGGUCACCGAAGAUUUUGGCAACAUCUUCUCCGACCUCCUGCCUGGGAACAAUACUGCCAAACUUGUGCCGCUCGACGAUGAUGUCAGCCACAUUCAGGAAGGUCUCGAAGUCAAAGUCUGUCUGGGCAAGGUUUGGAAAUCCUCCCUCAAUGAGCUCUCGGGUGGUCAACGUUCCCUGAUUGCACUGUCGCUCAUUAUGGCAUUGUUGCAGUUCAAACCAGCGCCAAUGUACAUCUUGGACGAAGUAGAUGCUGCACUGGACUUGAGCCAUACACAGAAUAUUGGUCGAUUGAUCAAGACAAGAUUCAAGGGCAGUCAAUUCAUAGUUGUGAGUCUCAAGGAUGGCAUGUUUCAGAACGCAAACCGAGUUUUCAGAAUUCGGUUCUCUGAAGGAACAAGUGUGGUCAGUAUCAUGCAGUAA
Messenger RNA from Lithohypha guttulata, 3507 nucleotides. RefSeq names its product Structural maintenance of chromosomes protein 2 (gene SMC2). The transcript is spliced from 2 exons. Lineage: Eukaryota; Fungi; Ascomycota; Eurotiomycetes; Chaetothyriales; Trichomeriaceae. The coding region runs from base 1 to 3507 and encodes 1168 amino acids. Gene Ontology annotation, molecular function: ATP binding; ATP hydrolysis activity; protein binding. The record is from RefSeq and is a predicted model, not a curated record. Gene Ontology annotation, cellular component: chromosome. Gene Ontology annotation, biological process: chromosome organization.